Corticium candelabrum is the source of this 2218-nucleotide messenger RNA. RefSeq lists its product as uncharacterized. Gene Ontology annotation, biological process: signal transduction; nucleoside metabolic process. The coding region runs from base 395 to 2218 and encodes 607 amino acids. Lineage: Eukaryota; Metazoa; Porifera; Homoscleromorpha; Homosclerophorida; Plakinidae. Gene Ontology annotation, cellular component: cytosol. The record is from RefSeq and is a predicted model, not a curated record. The transcript has 5 exons. Gene Ontology annotation, molecular function: adenosylhomocysteine nucleosidase activity; protein binding; methylthioadenosine nucleosidase activity.
UGGUAACUGCUGACAGAGAAAGCGCAAUUCCCACGAUCUGUCAGCAUAACAACACAUUUCGAACUACUAGCCAUGUGUGCACGUGAGAAUGGUCUAGCGUGCACGUGCAAGUUACACUUAUCCGGGCUAUAUAUCCGGGAUGUGUGUGUGUGAAGUGGACCCCAGAAAAUUUGCGCCUAUUAGGCGGAGAUGGUCUGGCUACGCGAGACUACUCUUAUGUAUGCGUAGAACUUUACAUAAUUUAAUUAAGUGUGGGCAAUGUGGCCAUGUGGGCGUACGUGAGUCUCGUGAGUUUCGAUGCAUGCCCUUUGUUGGAAUGGAUGGAAUGCUUUUGUAUGCAAUUGCAAAUCAACGUCCACAGUGAACGAGUCUGCUGCUCCAACGAUCUUCGGUCAUGUCGGAUAUUCAAGAUCAUUUCAACGUUCUCAUCGUUUGCGCUUUGGAGUCAGAGCUGCAGGCCGUAAAAGCAGUUCUAGAAAACGGAACGAACGACAAGUUUGGAAACAAAUACACACAUCCCAGAGAUCUCAACAGCCUCAACGUGAGAGUGUGUGAAGGAUGGAAUUCUACUGAGAUGAAGGUGGGCAUGGUCGCACAAACAGAAAUGGGAGGGAGCGAGAGUCAAAGGUUGCUUUCCAAUCUCGCCAAGUACUUCACGGCUACCGUAGUCGUGAUGCCCGGGAUCUGUGCUGGAGAGGAGAACGUACAUGGCCAAGUGGAACACGGUUGUGUGUUUGUCGCCAAGCGAACAACAGCAGAGAUGGGAGGGAGAGUGGAGGAAGACGGGAAAUUCCAAGCUAGAGCACAAUACUGUGAGCUCAACAGCGGUAUCCUUGCGUCAAUCAAUGAAUUGGUUCACGUGGAUUCUGAUGAAUGCAUAUGGUUGAAGUACAUUCCAGAAACGGCCGUUCGUCCUAGCCCUCGUUAUCUUCAACAACUCAUCCUAGACUUUGCUAUGGAGAGUGGACAGAACGGCAUUACCAAGAGAGAGCUAUUGGACAAGAUGAUGGACAAGGAAUUGCGUGGAAUGACUACAAUGAAGAAGGAUAAGACUCGUCUCACCUAUGAUGAAAUUCUGAACACAAUGCUAGAACAGAAAUCUCCUUGGGUUAGUGUAUCUCCAACAUCAAAAAUUAGAUACAUUGCUACUAAGGAAGGAGAAGGGUAUGCAGCAAACGAAGCUAUUUUUCCUCGUGAAAAUGACAUCAUUGCUAUCGUUGAUUCCAUGCUCUCGGUGUCACACAAGGAUAUGAACCUGAAGGCAAAGUUGAGUGAUUACAAAACACGCGUGGCCGACAGAAAGGUGAAGGCAGUAGACAUGGAAGCUUACUACUUUAUGAAUCAAGCCAAAGAGAGCUUCAAGAGAAAGGAAGUACCAGGCAAAGCAGUCGUCAUGAAAGGCAUCUCUGACUAUGGCUCUAAUGCAAGCAAAGGAGACUAUUUUCAUGUGUAUGCUGCCAGCACAUCUGCUGCCUUUCUAAGGCAUCUAAUGACAGUCAAACAACAUCUUUUUGUUGAUGAAGAAUCUCAAAUGAGGAAGCCUCAAUAUGAACCACCACCACCAGAACCAAGGGACCCACCGCCGCAGUACGGAGUGAGUCUGCAUCAGCAAGCUGAUAGUAAAGUGGAAGGACAACAGCUGGUGAAGGUGGCUAGGGAAAUAUCCGCUAAUUGGGAAGAGCUGGCUUUUAAUCUUGAUGCUGACCACUUCGAUACAAAUCGUACAGACAGUAUCAGGCGUAUGGACCCCUUGGAUCCACAGAAGCAAGCAAAGCGAAUGUUGGAUGCUUGGGUGGGCAAGCAUGCGGAUGGUGCUACUCAACGUAAGCUUAUUCUAGCUCUUUGUGAGAUGGGAAAUCGGGCACAAGCCCACAAUGUUUUCACUGAAGCUCUUGUCACGUUUGUGAAGAAGGGAGCUGUACCAUCUGCUCCUCCACAUGGUCAAGUUCAGGCUACUAAUGGAGCACAAGCAACCCCUGCAACUGCGUGUGAAUACGAGGCACUUAUUCAGGACAAGGAGGGUAGAAAGAAGCUCAUUAGAGUCAUUAAAAACAACGUGUCGGGCUCGUAUCUUGAAAUCGGACUCGAGGCUGGCUUGAAGCAGGAUGUAAUAGAUGAAAAGGCUAAUGCUCAGGCAUCUGGACACGUUAAACUUCAAGCUGUCCUCGGUACUAUAAGGAUGAUGUGGGCGAGAAGGAAAUGCUCCGAAAAGUUUUAG